Macadamia integrifolia is the source of this 4242-nucleotide messenger RNA. RefSeq names its product ABC transporter C family member 3-like. The coding region runs from base 1 to 4242 and encodes 1413 amino acids. Gene Ontology annotation, cellular component: plant-type vacuole; vacuolar membrane. The transcript has 11 exons. NCBI's taxonomy places the organism in Eukaryota, Viridiplantae, Streptophyta, Magnoliopsida, Proteales, Proteaceae. The record is from RefSeq and is a predicted model, not a curated record. Gene Ontology annotation, biological process: transmembrane transport. Gene Ontology annotation, molecular function: ATP hydrolysis activity; ATP binding; ABC-type transporter activity.
AUGGGUGCUUUUGAAGAAUCCAAGAAUGAUAUGAAUAUCUGGACAUUCAUUUCACAGUCUUUUGCAACCAUUUUCUUAGAUGGGUUUUCUGCUUCUUCACACCUAAUUUUCUUGUUGCUUCUAUCCAUUUCUUGGGCCUUCAAGAGCCGAACGGUGUCUACCCUUCAAAACUCAAAGCAAAUGUUGAAGAAUACAUACUUUUUAUACUAUUGGUUAGUCCUUAUAUCUUGUUUGGGUCUAGCUUUUGGUGAUCUUCUCCUAUGCAUAUUAAACUAUUUGUCUGGGUAUAGACAUGGUUGGUCAAAUCUAAAGUUUGUUUCCCAGUUGGAUUUUUCAUCCAGAACACUCACUUGGUUUGUGAUCUCUGCUUACUUGCAUAUCCAAUUUUCUCAUUCAAGUGAGCACAUGUUUCCCGUUCUACUAAAGAUUUGGUGGCUCUUCUAUUUCUUAAUGUCGUGUUCCUAUCUUGUUAUACGUCUUAGUUUGUAUUGGCAUCAUUCGCCCUUGCCAUUGCAACUAUGGGUCACCAAUUCUGUAUCUUGUAUUGUUGGUUUGUUCUUUUGCUAUGUUGGGUCGUUUUGUAAGGACCAAGAAGAUGAAGAUUUCCAUUUUUUAGAGCCUCUUUUGAAAAUUCAUUCCAAUCGAAGUAAUGGCGAUGAUGAACAAGGAUCAAAUGUCAGUAGAGAGAGUGUAACUCCUUAUGAAAAUGCUAGUCUUCUUAGUAUUUUUACUUUCACUUGGAUGGAACCUUUGCUUGCACUUGGGUAUAAAAAAACAUUGGACCUUGAAGAUAUUCCUCAACUUGCCGAUUAUGAUAGUGCCAAUGUGAUCUUUACUCGUUUUAGAAAUGAAAUUGAAUAUAAUUGUAAUGGCAAUGGCCAUUUUGGUAAGAUAAGCAUACUCAAGCUUGUGAAGAUAUUGAUUCUCUCAUCGUGGAAAGAAAUUCUAUGGACUGGUCUUUUGUCCAUGAUGGCAAAUAGGGUCCGUGUGGCCUUGCUCGCUAUAAUCUAUAAGAAGAGUCUUAGGCUUUCAAGUCAAUCAACACAACACCACACUAGUGGAGAAGACAUUAAUUUGAUAACGGUUGAUGUUGAAAGGACUGGAUUCUUCAGUUGGUACUUGCAUGAUAUAUGGAGGGUGCCUCUUCAAGUUGUUUUAGCAUUGUUGAUCUUAUACAAGAGGUUUGGGCUUGCUUCACUAGUUGCUUUUGUUACUACAAUGAUUUUGAUGUUAGCAAAUUUUCCACUAGGAAAACUACUGGAGAAAUUUCAGAGAAAAAUGAUGGAGUCAAAGGAUCAAAGGAUGAAGGUGACAUCUGAGGCUUUGAGGAAUAUAAAGAUUCUCAAGCUCCAGGGAUGGGAGAUGAAGUUCUUGGCUAAGAUAUUUGAGUUCAGAAACUUAGAAAUAGUAUGGUUAAAAAAAUUACUUUAUACAUCAGCUAUAAAUGGCUUUGUGUAUUUGUCUGCUCCUAUGUUUGUAUCUAUGGUUACUUUUGGGUUUUGUGCUCUCAUGGGAAUUCCACUAGAGUCGGGGAAUAUUCUAUCUGCACUUGCAACAUUUGAGAUAUUACAAGGACCCAUUUACAAUCUCCCAGACACGAUCUCUAUGGUAGUUCAGACUAAAGUUUCCCUCAAUAGGAUAUCUUCAUUCCUUUGUCUCGAUGAUCUUCAUCUGAAUGUGAUACAAACACUUUCAAGUGAUUGUACCGAGGUUGCAGUUGAGAUAAUUAAGGGGAAUUUCUCUUGGGACCUUCAUUCUCCUAAUCUCACAUUAAAAGAUCUUAAUUUCCGAGUUUACCAUGGUAUGAAAGUGGCAAUUUGUGGUUCUGUUGGAUCAGGAAAAUCUAGCCUACUUUCAUGCAUAUUAGGGGAAAUGUCGAAGGUAUCUGGAGUGAUUAAAUUAAAUGGGAAAAAGGCCUAUGUUGCACGAACACCUUGGAUACAAAGUGGCAAGAUAGUAGACAAUAUAUUGUUUGGAAAGAAAAUGGAUGACGAUAGAUAUAAGAUGAUCCUUGAAGCAUGUUCAUUAAAGAAGGACCUAGAAUUUUUGGCAUUUGGGGACCAGACUAUCAUAGGGGACAGCGGAGUCAACCUAAGUGGUGGGCAAAAGCAAAGAAUUCAACUUGCACGUGCUUUGUACCAUGAUGCUGAUAUUUAUCUACUUGAUGAUCCUUUUAGUGCUGUGGAUGCUCAUACAGGAACUUAUCUAUUUAAGGAAUGUUUGCUGGGACUUUUGGGUUCAAAAACAGUAGUUUAUGUUACCCACCAAAUAGAGUUUUUACCUUCUGCUGAUCUUAUUCUGGUUAUGAGAGAUGGAAAGAUUACUCAAGUAGGAAAAUAUGAAGAAAUUAUUAGUUCAGGAACUGACUUUAUGGAUUUAGUGGGUUCACAUAAGAAAGCUUUGGCGGAACUUAAUUAUGUCGAAUCUGGGUCUGCUUUAGAUAAAUUAGGUAACAAGAAGGAAGACGAUAGUAAUAUAUGUAGUGAGAAGUUUAUUCAAGAUGAUGAGGAAAGGGAACCCAAAAACUACAAAAUAGAAAAUCAGGUUGGGCCAGAAAGGCCAAAAGGGCAGCUUGUCCAAGAGGAAAAGAGAAAAAAGGGUGGAGUUAGUCUUUCAUUCUACUGGAAGUAUGUUACUAUUGCAUACAAAGGGGCUUUUGUACCAUUGAUAUUGUUGGCAGAAAUUUUGUUUCAGCUUCUCCAAAUAAUUAGUAGUUAUUGGAUGGUGUUGAUUACUCCCAUUUCAGAGGAUGCGAAACAUCAUGUUAAAGAAUCCACUAUCAUCUUUAUUUAUAUUAUUCUGACCAUUGGAAGCUCUCUUUGUAUACUUAUAAGGUCUAUGCUUAUUGUAAAUGCUGGAUACAAAACAUCUAGUUUACUCUUUAACAAAAUGCAUUUGUGUAUUUUUCGUGCUUCUUUGCCAUUUUUUGAUUCGACUCCAAGCGGAAGGAUUCUAAAUCGGGCAUCCAGAGAUCAAAGUGCAAUUGACAUCUCUAUUCCACAUCAAUUUGAAGAACUUCUUAUCUCGAUCAUACGAUUAUUGAGAACUAUUGCAGUAAUGUCACAAGUUUCAUGGAAAAUGUUAAUAGUUUUUAUUCCAAUGUCAGUGGCAUGCAUCUGGUACCAGCAAUACUAUACAUCUACAGCACGAGAACUAUCACGUUUAGUUGGAGUAUGCCAAGCUCCAAUUACACAACAUUUUUCUGAAUCUCGUUUAGGCUUAACCACAAUCAGGUGCUUCAAUCAAGAAGAGAGGUUUAUGGAUACAAACCUCAAGUUGGUGGAUGGCUAUUUUCGGCCCAUUUUUCAUCUCUAUGGUGCAAUGGAGUGGUUAUGCUUCCGGAUGGAUAUGUUGGCUUCCAUCACAUAUGUCUUAUCUUUAGUUUCUUUGAUCUUAAUGUUGAACGGAGUACUUAAACCGGGUGUUAUGGGUUUAGCAGUCACAUAUGGACUUGGUUUCAGCAUGCAUGGAGUCAUAUGGGACCUUAGCAGUCUUGAGAAUAAAAUCAUAUCCGUUGAGAGAAUACUACAAUACACAUGUAUCCCUAAUGAAUCUCCUCUAUUAGUAGAAGAAGAUAAGCCAGAUCAUGAAUGGCCAUCACAUGGGAAAGUUGAUAUUGUUAAUUUGCAGGUCCGGUAUGCCCCACACCUUCCUAUUGUUUUGCGAGGUCUCACAUGCACUUUCCUUGGAGGAAAGAAGAUUGGCAUCGUUGGGAGAACGGGAAGUGGUAAAUCAACACUCGUGCAAGCUCUUUUCCGUACGCUUGAACCUAUAACUGGUCAUAUUUGUAUAGAUGGUAUCAACAUCUCUAGAAUUGGCCUUCAUAACUUACGUUCAAGAUUAAGCAUCAUCCCACAAGAACCAACAAUGUUUGAGGGGACUCUCAGAAGCAAUCUUGAUCCACUUGAAGAGUACACUGAUGAAAAGAUCUGGGAGGCUUUAGACAAGUGCCAACUUGGUGAUGAAGUUAGAAAGAAGGACGGGAAGCUUGAUUUUACCGCUACAGCAUCAGUGGAUACUAACACUGAUAAUCAAAUUCAGCAAACACUUAGGCAACACUUCUCAGGGUCUACUAUCCUCAUAAUUGCACAUAGGAUAACAUCAAUUCUUGAUGUUGAUAUGGUCCUCCUCCUCGACAAUGGCCUCAUAAUGGAGUAUGAUUCCCCAACCAACUUGCUAGAAAAUAAAUCUUCAUUAUUUUCGAAGCUUGUUAAGGAGUACACUCGAAGAUGUAGUUCCUAA